CGGGCCCGCGCCGGCUACAAAGCGGCGAAGGUCACGGCGCAAGCAGGAGCGCGCGGGCCGCCGGGAAUCCCUUCUGCGGCCCGCGCCCCCGACCCACCGACCCCGCCCGGGAGCCAUGGAGGGAGUGAGCGCGCUGCUGGCCAGCUACCCCACCGCCGGCCUGGCGGGGGGCCUGGGGAUCACGGCGUGCGCCGCCGCCGGCGUGCUGCUCUACCGGAUCGCGCGGAGGGUGAAGCCAACGCAUACGGUGGUCAACUGCUGGUUCUGCAGCCAGGACACGCUGGUGCCCUAUGGGAACCGGAACUGCUGGGACUGUCCCCACUGCGAGCAGUACAACGGCUUCCAAGAGAACGGAGACUACAACAAGCCGAUCCCAGCACAGUACCUGGAACACCUGAACCAUGUGGUGAGCAGCGUGCCCAGUCCCCGCGACCCUGCCCAGCCGCAGCAGUGGGUGAGCAGCCAGGUCCUGCUCUGCCGGAGGUGCAGUCAUCACCAGACCACCAAGAUCAAGCAGCUGGCCGCCUUCACACCCCGUGAGGAGGGCCGGUAUGAUGAGGAGAUUGAGGUGUACCGCCACCACCUGGAGCAGAUGUACAAGCUGUGCCGCCCCUGCCAGGCCGCUGUGGAGUACUACAUCAAACACCAGAACCGCCAGCUGCGUGCCCUGCUGCUCAGCCACCAGUUCCGGCGUCGGGAGGUUGACCAGGCCCAUGGACAGAGCUUCAGUUCGUCGGCAAUGAAGGCCCCCUUCCAGGUCAUCCUGCUCCGUGCCCUGGCCUUCCUGGCCUGUGCCUUCUUACUGUCCACUACACUGUACGGCCCCAGCGAGCCCUUCGCCCCAGGGGCUGCCCUGCCCCCGGCCCUCCCUCCUGGGGGCAACAGCUCUGCUGCUGCCCCAGACAACACCACUACUCAGGCCGAGGGCUGGCAGCAGCUGCUGGGCCUGUUGCCGGAGCACACCACAGAGAAGCUGCACGAGGCCUGGGCCUUUGGACAGAGCCACCAGACGAGCAUCGUGGCGGUGGGUCUGCUCACCUGCCUGCUGGCCAUGCUGCUGGCUGGCCGCGUCAGACUCCGACGGAUCGACGCCUUCUCCACGGGUCUCUGGGCCCUGCUGCUGGGGCUGCACCUGGCGGAGCAGUACCUGCAGGCCGCGUCGCCCAGCUGGCUGGACACACUCAAGCUGAGCGCCACGUCCCUGUGCUGCCUGGUGGGCUUCACCGCAGCCGUGGCUACAAGGAAAGCGACGGGCCCGCGGAGGCCCCGGCCCCGAAGGUACUUCUCAGGAGACUCUGCCAGCCUUUUCCCCUCCAGCCCCAGCCUGGCCAUGCCCUGUCCAAGCAUCACCUCCUCGCCAGCAUCCCUGUUCAUCCCCACCCCGCCCGGCUUCCUACCUCUCACCAAGCAGCAGCUGUUCCGAUCUCGUCGGGCUUCACCCUCCUCACUGCCGGGCCGCCUCAGCCGGGCCCUCUCACUGGGAACCAUACCUUCUCUGACCAGGACAGACUCAGGAUACCUGUUCAGCGGGAGCCGCCCACCAUCUCGGGUGUCUCCACCUGGGGAGGUUUCUCUUUCAGACUACUUCUCUCUGCUGUCAGGCGGCUUCCCCUCCUCCGCCCUCCCCUCCCCGGCACCCUCCGUGGCCAGCUCCAUGGCCUCCAGCUCCGGCUCCCUGCGCCACCGCCGGCCCCUCAUCAGCCCUGCCCGGCUCAACCUGAAAGGGCAGAGACUGCUGCUCUUCUCAACCCCCGGGGAAGCGCCCAGUACCCCCAGCAGCUCGGAAGAGCACUCACCGCCCAAUGGCAGCUUCUUGGUUGAGCCUUCACAGCCCGCCCAGAGGACUCACGUGCGGGACACGAAGCACAGCAUGGACAUGAGAUCGAUGCUGGUGAGAGGCAGCGCCUGCAGCAGCCACUCCAUCAAGAAAGAGGACGACUCCUCCCAGUCCUCCACGUGCGUGGUGGACACCACCACCAAAGGGUGCUCGGAGGAGACAGCUCCCUGGAAAGCUCGUGUUGGUCCCUCUCUGCUCCGGGGCCUCCUGGCCGUGAGCUUGGCCAUCAAUGCACUCUUCACCUCAGCCUACCUGUACCAGAGCCUGCGCUGACCACCUUGUGCCCUUCCUUCCGGAGGGCACUGCCCAGGUGCAUGCUGCUUCCACCACUGCCGCGCAGUUCCCUCCCUGAGGGGCUCUGUCUCCGCCUUGACACCAGGGCCCUUGACCCUCCGGGGUUGAGUCCCUGACCUCAGGAUACCUGCUGUCCCCACGACAGACUGCAGACCUCAGCUGUGUUUGGUGCUGACACUCUGACCCUGAAGCCAGGGGUUCCUGACAUCUGCCAGCCCCAGGGACACCAGUGCUGCUGCAGCUGCAGCAGGCCAGGCUGCCUGUGCCCUCCUGCUGCCCACUGAGUCACAUCUUCCUCUGGACUCAGACACCAGGGGUCUGCCUCAGAGCCCCGCCAAAAACCCACAUGAAGAAGGCCCCUGGGAGAAGCAUGUGGAGCCUGAAUCACUUCAUCCUUACACCUGCCCACUCCAGAGAGCAGGCCUCUCCCUAGCAGGCACCUGGAGCCCACCUUGCCCCUGACUGUGGGCUCCAGGCAGGGCUGAGCAGGUGGGGGCCUGUGUUAGUCUCCCCCGACUCCUGCCUCACAUACCUGUUUGGCAACUUCUGGUGACUCUGAGCAGGUAGCUCCUUGUCCUGAGCACCAGAGCCACCUUGGCCCAUUUGUCCAAGCCUCCCUCUCACAUCAUCCAGAGGCCUUGCCUGGUCUGUCAGUUCCACGUGAGCUGCACAAUCCAGAUGAGACUGGACCGCCCCUCACCCAGACCCCUUCCUCCGUCAGCCCCGAGGUCCUGCUAUGCUCUCCUACGUCCUGCCCCCACCUGUGUCCCACGUGACCUCUGGCUCCAGGCCACCUCAGUCGGCUUCAUGCCCAACCACUGCCCUGCUGAGGACAGCUCAGGCUUGUGGAGCACAUGUGUCCUGUGAGGAAGAAGGAGGAACCUUGGCCUAACCCUGGCCCUUUGGAUACUGUGGGGCCACAUGUGUCUGGGGGGGUCAGUCGCAUUCCCCAUCCCAGGCUUCGGCUCCAGGCACAUGUGUGUAUGUGUGUGCGAGUGUACAUACGUGUGUCUUUGUGUUACACUGCUUGGGAUUUGUGGUGGGGGAGGGGCAUGGGGCAGGGAAGGGUCUUCACUGACAUUCAGGGAUAAAAUUUAACUUUAUUUUUCUACACAUUUUUUGCCAGAUGAGGCGUAUGCUUUGAAACAGCUGCCUCCAGCUCCCCCUGCCAGGGAGGUCAUUUCUUAAGCUUGGGGUGCUUUAGUACUUUUUUUUUUUUUUUUUUUAUCACAAGGAAGGAGGCCUCUGCCCUGGCCUCCUGUCUAGGAGCUCUUGAUGACAUCCUGGAUGUCUCACACUCCAGCAUGUGGGCAAUCAGGACAUUGUCAGGACUCCAUGAGUCCAGCCGCCACCAAAAGUCCCGCUUGGGGGUGGCUCUUCUUGGUCUACAUUUGUAUAGUGGGUGUGUCAUGUUUUAACAUUUGUUUUCUUGCCUAAUGAAACCAAAUUGUUCCCCAGCAUCCUGUCUCCUGCCCUGAAAGCAUCCAGGGAGACGCUGUGGCCCCUCCCAGUAGCACAGCAGGCCAGCCUGGCCCCCUGUGCACCCAUGAGGGCCUUGUACUUAAGUUUUGACUCAUACAUAAAACAUGACGUUAUUUUUCUUUACAAAAAAAAAAAAAAAAAAAAA
Molecule: messenger RNA, 3758 nt
Organism: Peromyscus leucopus (white-footed mouse)
Lineage: Eukaryota; Metazoa; Chordata; Mammalia; Rodentia; Cricetidae
Gene: Tmem201
Product: transmembrane protein 201
Exons: 11
Coding region: 116-2110 (664 amino acids)
Biological process (GO): nuclear migration along microtubule
Cellular component (GO): nuclear inner membrane
Molecular function (GO): lamin binding; actin filament binding
Source: RefSeq, a predicted model, not a curated record